Penicillium angulare is the source of this 1698-nucleotide messenger RNA. RefSeq names its product transcriptional regulator family: Centromere protein B DNA-binding region. Gene Ontology annotation, molecular function: DNA binding. The transcript has a single exon. Lineage: Eukaryota; Fungi; Ascomycota; Eurotiomycetes; Eurotiales; Aspergillaceae. Bases 1 to 1698 code for a protein of 565 amino acids. Gene Ontology annotation, cellular component: nucleus. The record is from RefSeq and is a predicted model, not a curated record.
AUGCCCGAUUCUACUGAAACUGAGGUAUCUCGUGUAAAUGAGGCCGUGCAAUUCGCUCGAAGCAAAAAAACGCCAAAUUUACGCGAGGUCGCGCGGAAAUUUGGCGUUAAUUACAAUUUGUUAUGGCGUCGUGUCAAACGGAAUAUAAGGCCAAAAACAGAGAUAAAACCAUCAAAUUACACCCUAAAUGCCCGGCAGGAGAAGGCUUUAGGCUAUUGGAUAAAGGCUCUGGAUGCUUCUUUCCUCCCCCCGACGCCCGCUAUUAUAGAAUAUUGGGCUAAUGCUACGCUGGCCCGGUCAAAGACACCAGAUCGGACGGUUGGAAAAGAUUGGGUAUAUCGCUAUAUUAGACGUUUCCCAGAUACAGAAAUGAAGCUUAGAAGGCAAAAAAUCAUUGAUUCUAAGCGUCUAGGGUAUAUGGACGUCGCAGAGCUAUAUCAUUGGUAUGAUUUAUUGGCCAAAGCUCUUGAAGGUAUAAAGCCACAGAAUAUCUACAAUUUUGAUGAAACUGGCUUUCAAAUUGGGCAAGGAAGGACUCGCCGAGUGUUUACUAGUAAACCAGGCAAAGCUACAGACCUUUCCAGCACAGAGCACGGUGAAAGGGUUACAGUCGCAGAAUGUAUCGCGGCUGAUGGUUGGCGAAUGCAGCCCUUAAUCAUCUUUAAAGGAGUGCAUCAUAUGGAGUCGUGGUAUGACCACGAAAUACCUGAUGAAUGGAUAACUGCGACCGCAGAAAAAGGCUAUAUCGUUGAUAAGCUUGCUGUGCGUUGGAUGGAAGAAUUUGACCGAGAAACACGCGGUCGCGUCCAAAAAGGAGAACAACGUAUUCUCUUAGUCGAUGGCUGUGGCUCACAUCUGACAUUUGAAUUUCUUGAUACUGCGACUAAAGCAGGUAUUAAAAUCUUUGGAUUUCCGCCAAAUCGAACAAACUAUCUUCAACCUCUUGAUGGUAAGCCUUUUCAGGCUUAUAAGGCUUAUUUUAAGACGCAAAAUAACCUUAUUUCUCAAUGGGGUGGAGGUCUUCUUGCAUCAAAAUCAUCCUUCUUAAACGACCUUUACCAAUUCCGUAACAAAGCCCUUACACCCCGGAUGUGUCGGAAUGCCUUUUUAGAUCGAGGAAUUUAUCCAGUUGACGCAAAAAAAGUUUGUGAGAGUCUCGAAAAUACUCUUCCUCCUAUCCCAGAUAUCGAAAUUGAUCUAUCGGGAAAGAAAACACCCUCUCCAGAACCAGCCCUUUUAUCAUCAAGUUUGGAAAAUACACCUUCAAAAACCUUCAGAGAUAUUGAAAAAAGACAGAAACAUCUCUCUCCUCUUCUCUGCCGGCCUGAUUUAACGCCCAAAGAGAAAAAAACACUUGCACAGGUUCUAGAUAAGCAAGAAUUCUAUUUUAACGCCUUAGCCAAUACUACGGCUACUAUACGAGAAAUGGCCGCCAUCCGAGCCCCACGAGAAAAAAAAACUACUAGACGGCGUAUUAUGGGCCUUAGUGAGGAUAGUGUGAUACGUGUUAAAGAUACUAAACGUAGCAUAGCUGAGAGGAAGGCAAAAGAAGUUAAAAAAGAUGAAAGACGUACGGCAAGGGAGAUGGAGAAAAAGUACGGUCCAGCGGCCCUCUCACGUGAGAAAGUCGCUGAGAUGGAGGCAAACGCAGAGCCGAUAUACGAUGACUCGGGAGAGGUCAUUGCUUUUUGUGAUUAA